UCGAUAUUUCAACUUCCUUCUCUCUCUCAUUUUCUUCGCCAUUCUCUCUUCGCUUUCUCUUUUGUAUCUGACACCCUUUGAUUAGCGUAACGUCGAUGAAGAAGGUUACAACGGCAACGACUAAGAGGGCGGCAAAGGAUCAGUGGGUGGCGGCGGCGAUGACCGACGACCAGAUGGUUGUAGAGCUUCUCAUACGGCUGAAGCAUGCGGGGACGACGGUUUCAGAGAAUCCUUGGACGAAUCUGCCUCCGUUGCAGUGGGGAACUCGUCGACGGAGGUCACGACCUUCAAGAUUUGGCGGCGGCGUUCUGGUUACGUUGAAGAAGGAUGUAGAUUCCGCAAGAGGCAGUCCGAAGACUCCUCUCUCAUGGAGCGGCGGAGCCUCUGCAUCUCCCUCCGCCGAUGGAUUGGAGGAUAUUAGUCGUCAAGCUAGCUGCUCCACGUCAACAGUAUUCGGAUCUAAGGCUUUUCCAACAAACGUAAUCACAAGUUCCUUCUCCAAGAGACUGAAGAGAAAGAAGUUAAAGUCAUUUUCGGAGCUUAAAUACGAAGAGAAUUUGAAGUUGAUGGAAAGACUCGACCUUCAAAAGGAGAUUGCGAGUCUCCGAGCAACGUUAGAUGAACAAAACGUAAGGAACCAAACGUUGAAGAGAAUUAAGCGUGACUUGAACUCAGGCCGUGUCAAGAACGAGACUCCGGUUAAUUUGAUUCAUAAUUCACAACGCGAAUCAAAAUGUUGCAGAGUAGAGGGCAACAAAACUGCUAGCUUCUUCCUCCCUGAUUUGAACAUGGCACCAUCCGAGGAUGAGAUAUUGUAUGGAAGUAGCUAAGUGGCAGCCUAUCUGAAGAUUUUUUAGAUCUCAAGCUUAUCACAAUCAAGAAGGGAGCCAUAGACUUUGCACAAACAAAAGUGAAUGUAAUAAGAGGUGUAAUGUCUCCUCACAUCAUUCUUUGUGUUCUGUUUCGUUCCCUUUUGGGUGUAAAACACUCAUUACUUCUUGGUUUUUAUUAAGAAGGUGGUGGAAAUUAGGUUCUUUUAACUUUUUGUUCUCUCACUAUUGUAUCGAUUCGUUGUAGUCAAGAGGAAAAAGUAGAACAGCUAGUUGACUUUUAUGUUUCAAAAUUCAAACUUCUCCUUUUUAUUUCGUUAAC
Brassica oleracea var. oleracea is the source of this 1152-nucleotide messenger RNA. RefSeq lists its product as uncharacterized. NCBI's taxonomy places the organism in Eukaryota, Viridiplantae, Streptophyta, Magnoliopsida, Brassicales, Brassicaceae. The record is from RefSeq and is a predicted model, not a curated record. The transcript has 5 exons. The coding region runs from base 96 to 830 and encodes 244 amino acids.